Portunus trituberculatus (swimming crab) is the source of this 9849-nucleotide messenger RNA. It is a transcript of the gene Als2, whose product is annotated as alsin-like. Lineage: Eukaryota; Metazoa; Arthropoda; Malacostraca; Decapoda; Portunidae. Bases 208 to 5436 code for a protein of 1742 amino acids. The transcript is spliced from 25 exons. The record is from RefSeq and is a predicted model, not a curated record.
GUGCGGGGCGAGGAAGAGGAGACGGGAGGAGGCUGUCUGUCAACCUCGCUCUCUUCUCUUUUCUCUUUCUCUCUCUCUCUCUCUCUUCCUCCAUGUCUCAUAUAUUCAGGUGAUUUAUUUUUCUGUAGUACGGCAGCUGGCAGGUACUUGUAAAUCGUUGCUAUGCGUGAUGUGAGGUGAGUGAGAUGAGGCAGUGAGUGAAACGACAUGACACGGCGUAGCGAGGAAUGUAUGAUGGUAGCUACGCAUGGGUGGAGGGGAGGUGACCCCAGGAACAUGCUCAUCGUGCCCACAGAAACAGUGAUCCGGGUCGCUGCCUCUCACGACACCACGGUCUUUGUUACAGCAGGAGGAAGGCUGUACAUUGGCCAGUACACAGGCCAUGAACGAGGCAGCCUGAAGCAGGUUGAGUUGGGUAGCCGGUGUGUGCGAGAUGCAGCUGUGUAUCGAGGCCAGGUGGUAUUUGUCACGGAUGCUGGAGAGGUGUUCACUCGAGACUUGGCAGGGGGAGAGGUACGAUCCUUGCCAGUACUGGAGCCCAAGAAGACCUGCACCCAUGGCCAGGAGGAGAAGGGCAGGAAGGUGAGGGUGCGGGCAGUGGCAGCCGGCACUGAUCACAUCCUCUUCCUCAGCGCUCAGGAUGAAAUUUGGGUUCAAGGAUGCGGACCAGCUCUGGGCUUGUUCACCAACAAGACAGAAAAUGAGAUCACCAAUCCAGCCCGUGUGGACUUCUUCAAGGGGCGGCGGGUGUUGCAGGUGGAGGCAGGGGCUUACUUCACUGUGGCCUUAGUGGAGGCGCUGCCCCCAGUGCACUCUGACCCCUCAGCCGACGGCGACCACAUUCCAGAUUAUGACUCCUUCGUGAGAUCCUGUGAGCAGUGUCGGCGGGAGACUGGGGACCGGGUGCUCUUUGAGGAGGCCGAUGAUGGGUUUGAGAAAUGUCCGCUUGGCCUGGCGGUGAGGAAGGAUUAUGGUGGCCACGACCACCGCUCUGACCUGCUCUCCCCAGCACCAAGUAGCGUCAACAUGGACGGCCGCUCCUCUAGAAACAGUGCCUUCCAUGAGGAUGGGGAGUCGUCGGACUGUGUGGCAGAUGAUCUGGACCCUACCUCAGGGGAGGCGUCCUGCAAUGGUACGGCUCUCAACACGCCAGUUGAGUCUCAUUCGGGCAUCGAACUGAAGGAGAUGGCCCGGCAGCACAAGCAGAGUGUCGGCAGUGACUUUGAGGUGGUGGACUGUGGAGAGGAUGAGGUGGAUGGCAGUGAGGAUGGCACAAGGCGGAAGGGAAGCUCUGGGGGUCCUGGCAGCAGUCUGUUCAUCAAUGCAGAUGCUGCCAGGCAGUUCAUCUCCCGCCAGCUAUCCUGGAUGACCACCAACGUGGACCCAGGGGAUUGUGGUGCUCCAGAUGCUGACCGUGUCAACAAAUACCACAUAGACAGUGCCACAGAACUAAUAAAAGAGAAUGUGGCCAGUGCUGCUAACAGUGCUGCAAGUCUGGUGGCUACAGGAGUGAGGACUGUGAGUGACAAGGUGGGCCAGUUAUCUCGACACUUCAGCAGCAGUGAGUGUGCGGACGGAGAACUUCCAGACCUCACCCCAGACUCUGACCCGUUUACCCUGGAGUCUCUGUAUACCAAAGUCCCUACACCAAAGAUGAGCAAGAGUGAUUCGUACGAGUGCAACAGUCUUCCACGCCGUCUGUCGGAUGAACUUGCCCGCAAAAAGACUCACUCACGCACUGGGUCAGGUGGCAUCAGUUAUCCGAAGAUCAGCAGAGAUGGUAUGUUUGCCGUGGAGAAAGGCCCGGAGCAGGUUGCCAAGAACACCAGCCUCAUCAUUGAUGGGGGACGCCACAUACUGAACACAGAGGUGUGGGCAUGGGGGUCAGCCAGCAAAGGACAGCUGGGUCUGGGUGACUUGAGCCACCGAUCAACACCCACAUGCAUCACCACUCUCAACCACAUGGGAGUGACCAAGGUGGUGUGUGGUACUCACCACACUGCAGCACUCACCAUUGAUGGCCAGGUAUAUAUAUGGAACCAGAAAGAUACUAGAGAUGAUGUUGAUGUGGCCACAGCCGAGCCAAAGUCCCAUAGGCCGUCGUAUUGGAAGGUUUGGGUUUGGGGUGACAAUUCAGGUGGGCAAGGAGGUCCCAACAUCACUGCCACCACCACCACUACUGCCUCAGCCUCCAGCAGUGUCCCGUCCCCAAGCAAGUCUCCCAGUAAGUCCCCAAACAGAAUGAGUGCUGCAGCGUCGUCCAUCAUGAGUCCAAGGAGACUGGACGUGCCUGAGGAGGGCGGUGGCUUGCUGGUGCGGGAUUUGGCCUCAGGGGACAACUACCUCAUUGUUAUCACAGUAGAUGGUCUUACUUACUACAUAGGCAAGCUCAGGACUGAGGAGGAAGCAAAGGUUCAGCAGAUUCCUGUGGGUGAUGCUACAGUGCACUGCCGGUCAGUGUUGUGUCAGUGUGACAGUGUUGUCUGCACCACAGACGAGAUGCAUCCACAGGUGGUGAAGUUUGUGAAAAGUGAGACCACUUUUCUGAGUCUGCUGAAGGCUGUGGUGCAACAUGUGGUGCGGCCUUUCCUGUCCUCGUGUUCCUCCAGCACUAAGGGCAUCUCCUCCUCUCCUUCCUCCUCCACCUCACAGAAAGACAACAGCUCUUCCUCAGGGACGGGAAAUGCAGCCUCAGGUGGGGGACAGAGCUUUGGCUUGUUGAACAGUAACCAGAUGAACCAGACCAAACAACAACUGCUGGAGGCAUACCUGGAUGUGACUCAGGCAGUGGCCAGCAGCCUUAGUGACCUGCUGGAUGACCAGGCUGCAGAUGUCACCGCUGCCAUCCCCAUCAUCAGACAGGUGGAGGAACACAAGUCCAUCUAUCAGAGGUACAUGAAGCUAGUGUGUGAUGCUGUGGCCAUGAGUGGCCUUACCAUCACCAGCAAGGAGGCCACUGCUGUUCUGGAGAAGUGCCAGCCAGUAUUUGCGUCCUUGAUUCCAGAGGAGAAGCGUCGUAACCCCAGUGAUCUCUUCUCCUACCUGAUUCUGAGACCUCUGCAGCACAUCCAUGAAUACGAGAGCUUUGUGCAAACCAUGAAAUCUGAUGGCGAGAACUACUACUCUCCCUUCACGCUGGACAAGAUCAGAGUUGCUCACGCCCACUGGAAGCAGCUGUCCAUCACUGCACACAAGAACCUGCUUGAGGCUGAGGACACCAAGAACUUUUGGGAGACCUGCAGCCUCAAGAUGGUGGAGGCUCUGAGCACUCCCUCCAGGAGGAUGCUGCGGGAGUCAAGGACGCAUCCCAUAAAUGUGCACAAUGCUGGACGCUUCUCCUCACACUCCUUUGUGUUGCUGACUGACAUAUUGGUGCACAUCCAGUACUCCACUUUCUCCACUUACAACCUUAACACCAUGUGGGUGGAGGCAGUCUCCAAUGUUCCCAAUGUACAGCAUGGAAUCUACAUCACCUUACCAGAAGACACCCUCACCCUCACCUGUCCUUCUAGUGGGGACAAGAACCAGUGGAUGUAUGUGCUACAGGAAGGCAUCAAGAGGGCUGUUGAUAAGUCAGAGGAGUCGGGAGGAACACUAACGUCCCUGCCCAGGUCUGCCCCACUGGUCAGGAACGCCUCCUUCACUUUCACCAAAAACCCUUUAUAUAAAGAUGCUACUUACUCAGGCCAGUGGGUGUGUGGCAAGCUGCAUGGAGAGGGAACCAUGGUGUGGGGAGAUGGCCGCCGCUACGAGGGACAGUUCCGGCAGAAUGUUUACCAUGGCUCAGGGCGGUUGGAGGUGCCCAUGGGAGGCGGCGCCAAUGUUUAUGAGGGCACCUGGAAGAACGGCAAGCUGGAGGGGAAGGGCAUCAUCAGAUAUGCCAAUAAGGAUGUGUACAUUGGGAACCUGAAGGAGAGUCAGCCACAUGGCCAUGGGGAGCUGAAGAAGGGUCGGUUCAGUUCCCAGGCUGCCUCUAUCUACACUGGGGAGUGGAGUAGUGGGGUGAAACAUGGCUAUGGUGUCCUUGAUGAAAUAGCCAAAGGAGAGAAGUACAUGGGUACGUGGCAGAACAAUGUGCGUCAUGGGCCAGGCAUGGUGGUGACUAUGAAUGGCGUUUACUAUGAAGGCAACUUUCACCAGAACAAGCUAACAGGUUGUGGCUUGAUGAUGUUUGAAGACAAGACUUACUUUGAGGGAGAGCUGGGCAUGGGAGGAACCUUUGCAGGGAAGGGCAGCUUGCAUUAUCCCAGUGGUGAUACUAUUGAAGGCACUUUCACUGGUAACUGGGAGGAUGGCAUAAAGAUCAAUGGUGUCCUUCAGAAAGGCAUCAGCUCCCCAGAUGAAGACAAUGUUCCCAAAUCUUUUGGAAAGUUUAGUGUCCAUGCUGAUCAGAAGUGGACAGCUGUAGUGAGGCAGUGCCAGGAGCAGCUGGGCUUAUCUGCCGGCACUGACAUCACCACCACCAAGGUGUGGGAGACGCUGGCUAUGAGACUCGAGUUGGAGAAGCAGGCGUCUCAGCGGCAUGGUGGCUCGAUGGAUUUGCUCGACGGCAUUGAUCGCAUUCCAGACACAAGGGAUGAACUUACCUAUCAAUUUUUCUUGGAGAUUCACACCUACUUAGGCAAGGCUUUUGGAAACAGACUUCACCCUUUGGGCCAGUUGCUGCUGUCCCUUGUUGAUGCUUUCCGGGCCACGUAUGGGGGAGUGGUGGCUCACUCCCGCCUCCUUCCCUAUGCUGUCCAGGAGGUUCGAUCAUUCACUUCAAGGCUCUAUCAGUUGGUGGGUGUGUUGUUUCCUGCACUGCCAUCAGAGUCUGAGAGUGUCUUAUUGGAGCCAGGUGAAGAGGACCAGGAGGAGAUUGUGGUGACUCCUGCCUUUGUGAUCCAUCCCUGGCUGCUGCCUCAUGUAUACUCCCCGCUAUCCACCCUGUACGUGCUGCAGCAUCAGCACAAGGAUGAGGAGUACUGGCGACGACUCCUUAAGUGGAACAAGCAGCCGGACACUGCUCUCAUGACCUUCCUUGGGGUGGAUGUGAAAUUUUGGCUUCCUGAGGGAGCCAGCUUAGUUGAGUCUAGCCGGACUCUGGGCACCCUGAAGGAUCAACACUUUACUGAGGCCAUUGAGACUCUUCAGAUGCUGUCAACAUCAUUCAGUCCCAGAGACAAACUGAACCUCAUCCACAGUACUUUCCAACUAGUUAGCAAGGCUGUCAUGGCCAAGCUGGGGAGCAACUACCUGUGGAGCAUGGACGACCUGUUCCCAGUGUUCCAGUAUGUGGUGGUGCGCUCUCGCAUCCAGCACCUGGGAGCUGAGAUCCAACUGGUGGACGACCUGUUGGAGCCCCACAUGCAGCAUGGAGAGCUGGGUAUCAUGUUCACCACACUCAGGGCUUGUUACUAUCAGAUUCAGAAUGAGAAACUGACUCAUAUGCUCUGAUAGAAUUGAAGUUAUAAGAGCAGUGGCUGUCAAGAGGAAGCAGUGUGUUGACUACCUGACUCUGUGGGAGGGAGCUUUCUUUGCUUUCCUGCGAAAUGCCCUCUUUGAUGUGUCCUGAUGCAUCAGCUUUGAGAUAGAACUGUGGCACUCAGAUUAAUGACAUUGACUUUUGCCCUUAAAAGUGGCCAUCAGUGACUACAACCAGAACACUAGAGGGAAAGAAAAUGAAUACUGGAAAAUACUCCUUCAGUAUUAAGUAUUUUGAUAUUUGGUGAUCACAUUAAACAUGAGAUUGAGAUUAUUGCAGUGCCUGCAGGAACAGAGAUGAUGUCUUGUGUGUUUUCAACUUUAAUGGAAACAUGAUAUUCAUUACUAAGAUGAAAGAAAUCAAAAUCUUUUUUACAGCUAUUAAUUUUCUGUCAUAGGAUACAAACUUAGGGUACAAAGAUGUGUACUGUAAAAAAUAUGCAUAGACUGUGACCCUCCUGUGUACUUCACAAAUAUCAUUGUGAAGUUGCAACCCUUGCCACUGCAUUUGCUCAGACUUACAUUAAUCAUAUCAGUUUAUCAGGAUGUAACAUUCUUUGCAUUACGAGGAACUGGGCAGAUAUGUAGACGAGUGUGUAAUUAGAACAUGUAUUCAUUGAGUGUUGGGUUGCCUCCUUUGGGUGAUCAUUGAAGUACUAUUUGAAUGCUGAUGUCAUUGGUAUCUAAUUUUGUAUGAUUCAUUAAGUCCUCCAGAGAAUGAUGUAAGCAUGCAUUAAUUUCUGAACUCAAGAGUGUUGUUAUUAUCUCAUUACUUUUGUUUAUAUUUGUAUACUGUUCAGCUUGGGUCAUUUGGUUCUUAUGUUAGUAUAUGUAAAGCAUAUAUUUAUAUCUUAGUUUAUAUUUUAUCUUUUUUUGGGGGUGACAAAUAUGCUUUUAUGAAAUGCAUUAUGAUCCUCAUCAUCAUUAGGUUAAUAUUAACAUAGAAUUUGUUGGUCCUGAAUUUUUCACACAUUCUUGUAUCUAAGAUCACAAGCAGGAUUUCUUGCAUGUGUGACCUCCUUGUCCAUGAUAACUCAGUAAAUCCUGUAUUUUAGCAAGUACUAAUUAGUGCUGUCAAGCUGUCAAAACCCAGAAUGAACAUGUUAAAAGGUCUGAUUCAGCAGGAACAAAACCCAUUAUUAUAAGUUUCUGAAGUAGUGACUUGUCCCUUGGCUGGCAGUAAUGGAAAGCUGACAGGCCAGUGGUGAGGGUUUAAGUGCCACUCCUGAAGACAGUUUUGUCACUAGUUCUGUCUGGCAAACUGGAGGGUUUACUGUGGGUUGUAUUCUUAGUAAUGAGUUCCUCAUAACUUCAACAGUGCUUGUCAGGAUUAGCACUGCAUAAAUGUAGCGCUGGUCGCUAUUAAUUGAAAUGAUACAUAUUAUUUGAAGGGAAUAUUGAAAGGUAUGUAGCCUGGGACCUUUCACUUCAUGGAAAAAUACAGAGGCAGUGCACAUAUUUUUGAGUGAAGAUUGAAGACUGAAGCAAUACUGUACAUUUUCUUUAUGUGUCUGACUGGAGGCCUGAUACUAUGCCCGACUGUAUAAUCACUGCAAGGCUAUUAGUGAUCCUUUUAUACAGUAAUAACAGAUUUAUGCUAUGGUUGAUACAAACUGGUAAAGAUUUUUCUGAGCUUAUGCAUUCUGAGAGGAAGAUUUGGUUUUGAAACCUACCUGUUGUGAUGUGCAUGCUUUAAUAAUUAGUUUACUGUGUGUGCAAGGUGUAUAUGUUUUACAGUUUGGCAUUUAUGUUAUGCUGUCUUUAAUGCAUCAGAAUGUGAUAUGUAUGAUAAGUUUUUCUAUUUUUGGAACAAAGAGCGGUGUGCAUGUUAUUAAUGAUGAGAUGACACACUGGUGUUGAUGUGCAUUUGGGCACAUUUGUAGCUGGACCACACUCACAGGAAUUGGUCUACAUUACUGACUCACAGAAAUAUAUGCUGUAUUUUUGGGUGUAUAACAUGCAUUUUAUACCCUAAAGGAUUUGUGAAUGAUCAGCAUCCUGUACAAUGAAGGUCAUGCUUCUGAUGUCUUUGAGUCUUGAUUUUUGUGAUAAUACAGCUGGAAAUAUAGUAAAUAUUUCAUCGUCCUCUUGGUUACUGUAUUGUAGCCUGUAGGAUCUAACUAGUCUCAAGGAUAAAUAUUUGGAAUUAUUUAAGCAUUUUUAACUAGAGUUAAAUUUUUUUGCUAUUUGUUUUGUGCUUCAAUUGUUAACGUUUACAGAUAUAUAUUUUGUGUUUCUGUUCAUGAAAUGUUUCAUUGUAUUUGCACGAGAGAAUUAUUUAAAGAAAUAUAAAUGCAUUUGUUAUUUCUGUUACCAGUCUUGUGACAGUUAUUCAUCCAUAUGUCAUGUGCUUGUCAUUCAUGCCCGUGGAAACUGUCUAGAGGUUGAUUUUCCUUUCACUUCACCUCUGUCUUUCUUUGCAAACUGACAUAAUUAUUUUGUCUUGGACUGCAUGCUCAUUAUCUUUUCUGUCUUCUUUUUUGGCUUAAUUUUGCACUUGUGGAUGGUGUGUGUGUGUGUGUGUGUGUGUGUGUGUGUGUGUGUGUGUGUGUGUGUGUGUGUGUGUGUGUGUGUGUGUGUGUGACUAAAUGAUAUAUCUACAGGAUUGAGAACAACUUUUUGUGUAAUCUUUUGAUACUUUUCUGUCAUGUUUUUCUUGUGGUGCACCAUUGUGUCCCUAGUUUUGUUUUGUUACUGUAUGUGGAGAAUGCUGCAAGUAUUUAGUAAAUGUUUUGAGGUAUGGAAUUACUGGUGAUGAUUAAUGGAGGCAAGUAACUUAAAGCACACUGUGGCACAAUGUUUGUAUAGUAUGUAUUUUCAUAACAAGAAAAUAGGUACUUGUUGAUUUGAAUAAUCCCUCCCUUACAAUUUUAAAGAUGUAAAGAUCUUACUCACCCAAGAUGAUAACCAUUGCAUUUAUUGAGGUAAAAUGAAUAAAAAGCAAAUGACCAGGAGAAUAUAUUAUCAUUAAUCAAACUUCUGCUUCCCAUUGUAAGCAGAGUAAAAUCUCAACACAAGGAAAUGAUAGAAAAGUUCCAAACAGUGAAGUAGAUCUUGCAUGUUGAGCACCACAUUAGGAGAACCUGACUUUUCACUUGUAUAGUGUGUGCUCCUCUACACAGGAGCAGAACACAAGUCCAGAGAAAAGGUCUGUCACAUGUGUAAGGGGAAUGAGUAAUGCAGGUGGAAUUUUUCAUUCUAAAUUUGCGUCUUCAAAUUGAUUGGAAGUUCUGUACUUUUUAGCUUUAUUUCCUCUCACAGAACCCACAUCUAUACAGAAAACAUGUAUAUCUAUUGUUAUGUGAAGCAAAUACAAGUUUAUAUAUAUUAUCCAUGGAUGCUUAGGAUUCAUAUGAAUUGAUUUUAUGUGAGAAUUGUAAACUAAACUAUGUAGAUAGAAAGCAGAUAUUGGAAAGUUUUGGAAUUUAUUCUAUGUUGUAAUUAUGUACAUACAUAGGUCUGAUGUAUGAAGUAGUAACAUGUUUAUCUGUGAGUGGAGGAGACCCUUGAAGAGCUGUGCAUGUAGUGCUCUCAUCCAGCUUUGGUCUGAGUGGUGUGGCCAAAUAUUAUGGAGCAGUGCCUUUCUUGGUUAACAGUGUUUAGUUUAUGCGUUUGUGUCACUUACAUACCCAACCCUGCAUCAGCUUGUCUCAUAGUGACAUGAGAACAUGUGACUAUAAAUACUUUUGAGCUCCAUCCUCACUGUUAUCACUGAACUCCUCACUAAGGCAGCUACUCUGAAGAAUAAUACAUAGUACUGUACAUGCAUUACUUUGGCAUGGGUGGAAUGUAAAGUUUGAGGAAUGGAGCUAUAGGUAGUAGGUAUAGUUGUAUGCUGUUGUGGCAUUACAUUACACAUUCUUUAUCAGUGAACAGUGUUUGGAGUACAGAAUGCCUACAUAUCAGCAAGUCUUAUGGAGUGUGAAGAUGCCUCAUAAAUGUGCAGAACCCAAUUUCACAAUUAUUUUAUUUUAUCAUGAUUUUUUUUUUUCCAGUGUGAUGCCUCUGGGGACUGUGUUGGCAGAUUUGUCAAGGAAUUGUCAAGUAUCCAGAUAAUACUAUUGUAAUUUUAUAUGUUGCUCAAUGAUACUUAUUAAUGUAAAGAUUAAUCAAGAUUAUGUUGCUCCUCUUUGUUGCCUUUGUUGUGUAUUACAAUGGUUAUGGUAAUUAGUGAAAAGUAUGAACUUAAUAUGUUAGAAUGGUUUUCAUGGUGAAUUUUAGAUCUAUUGUGCUACUGUGAACGAGAGUGAGCGAGUGAGUGAGUGAGUGUUUGCAAGUAUCAGUGAUUAUCAUUGCUAGAUCUUUAUUUUCAGUGUGGAAUUUUGUUAACUAUUGCUUUUGUAAUUACAGUUUUAUUAUUAUUAUAAUAAACAUAAGUUUUGUUUA